UACGUUAUUCAAGAACUAAUAUUUUGUACACGUUAUUUAAGAACAAGAAAUCGGAACCGGUUACUUAAUAAUUGAUAUAUCUUAACCGAUAAGUUCUAAGGAGUAGUCAGGGAAUUUGAGCCAAUGAGAAGGAAGAGGCGUAAACGUCAUGAUCAGAGGAAAACUGGUUCCCUCCGUCAGAAACGUUAUCUUCCUUCCUCUGCGACUCUUCGCCAACUUGCCGUGGUUAUGAUAAUAUCCCCACACUGUUGAGAAACGCAUCGCUGUAAGCGAUAAGCAGAGAGCUCGCCGCACUUAACUAUACUCGAUACUCAACCUGGGCUGGGAACCUUACUCUGGUUGUUUCUAUAAUAUGAGUUUUUCACAAAAAAGUCAUCUAACUGAACAGGGUUUUGUUCACAUUGGAGAGAAACCUUUUUCUUGUGGUAUAUGCAACAAGAGUUUUUCGUACAGAAGUUAUCUAAUUGAACACAGUCGUGUUCACACUGGUGAGAAACCUUAUUCUUGUUGUUUAUGUAAUGUGAGUUUUUCACGAAAAAGUCAUCUAACUGAACAUGGUCUUGUACACAUUGGAGAGAAACCUUUCUCUUGUGGUAUAUGCAACAGGAGUUUUUCGCAACAAAGUUAUCUAAUUGAACACAGUCGUGUUCACACUGGUGAGAAACCUUAUACUUGUAGUAUAUGCAACAAGAGUUUUUCGCACAGAAGUUAUCUAAUUGAUCACAGACGUGUUCACACUGGUGAGAAACCUUAUUCUUGUAGUAUAUGCAAUAAGAAUUUUUCACAAAGAAGUCAUCUGACUAAACACAGCCGUGUUCACACUGGUGAGAAACCUUAUUCUUGUAGUAUAUGCAACAAGAGUUUUUCGCUAAAAAGUCAUCUCACUAUACACAGUCGUGUUCACACUGGUGAUAAACCUUAUUCUUGUAGUAUAUGCAACAAGAGUUUUUCAAGAAAAAUUGCUGUGACUAAACACAGUCGUGUUCACACUGGCGAGAAACCUUAUUCUUGUAGUAUAUGCAACAAAAGUUUUGCGCAAAAAAUGUCUCUAUCUGUACACCGUCUUGUUCACACUGGUGAGAAACCUUAUUCUUGUAGUAUAUGCAACGACAGUUUUUCGCAAAAAAGUCAUCUGAAUAAACACAGUCGUGUUCACACUGGUGAGAAACCUCAUUCUUGUAGUAUAUGCAAUAGGAGUUUUUCACAAAAAAGUGAUCUGACUCAACAUAGUCGUGUUCACACUGGUGAGAAACCUCAUUCUUGUUGUAUAUGCAACAAAAGUUUUUCGCAAAAAAGUCAACUAACUGCACACAGUCAUGUUCACACUGGUGAGAAACCUUAUUCUUGUAGUAUAUGCAACAAGAGUUUUUCUCAAAAACGUUAUCUAACUCAACACAGUCAUGUUCACACUGGUGAGAAACCUUAUUCUUAAAGUAUAUUCAAUAACAGUUUUUUCGCAAAUAAGUUAUCUGUCUAAGGACAGUCUUGUUCACAUUGUUGAGAAUCCUUAUUCUCUUGCCACAUGUAAAGAGUUUUUCAUGCAUAAGUCAUCUGACUAAACAUAGUUAUGUUUAUACUAGUGAAAAACCUUAUCUAUGCAGCAUAUGUAAUAAGAGUUUUUCACGUAGAGGUUAUAUGACUGAGCACUUUUUGCUCAUACUGGAGAGAAGCCUUAUUCUUGUUGUAUAUGUAUUAAGAAUUUUACUCACAACAGUAAUCUGUUGAAACACAGCAUACUAGUGAGAAACCUGAUUCUUGUAGUCAAUUUUUAACCCCCGUAUUCACCGUUGACACUAACCUACCGCGAAACCCCGGUUUGGAAAUAUUGACCACGAGUCGAAAAGUGCAUUUUUCAUUAUUUUUGGACAGUCUGUUUCCUAACUGGGGUUUUCUUAACUUGCACUCCGGUGUUAGAUUUACAUUUUUAUUAACUGUGUUUGAUUUCAAUUUUCACUGCUAUUUUUAAAAAAAAACAAUUUAUGGAAGAAUUAAAAAUGGGUUGCAUUGAGUGAUUAAAUUUGAAUAACUCUUUUACUGGACAAAUAAAAAAGAUGUUAAGUUUCGUUUUCCUAACUGAGUUGUA
Parasteatoda tepidariorum (common house spider) is the source of this 2083-nucleotide messenger RNA. RefSeq lists its product as uncharacterized. The record is from RefSeq and is a predicted model, not a curated record. Gene Ontology annotation, molecular function: DNA-binding transcription factor activity, RNA polymerase II-specific; RNA polymerase II transcription regulatory region sequence-specific DNA binding. Lineage: Eukaryota; Metazoa; Arthropoda; Arachnida; Araneae; Theridiidae. Gene Ontology annotation, cellular component: nucleus. Gene Ontology annotation, biological process: regulation of transcription by RNA polymerase II; embryo development.